AUGCAGCCCCAGGAGAGUAGCAUCAGGUACAGCAGGUGGGAGAACAGCCACCCGGAUGAAGUCCAUGUGGCCAGCGGGCCCAGCACAGAGGAGGCCUCAGGCUGGCAGAGGGUCUCCCAGAAGCUGUGCUCGGGCAAGCUGGGCAUCGCCAUGAAGGUGCUGGGGGGCGUGGCCCUCUUCUGGGUCGUGUUCAUCCUGGGCUACAUCACCGGCUACUACGUGCACAAGUGCAAGUAA
This is a messenger RNA of Rangifer tarandus platyrhynchus (Svalbard reindeer), 237 nucleotides long. NCBI's taxonomy places the organism in Eukaryota, Metazoa, Chordata, Mammalia, Artiodactyla, Cervidae. The record is from the annotation of a GenBank genome assembly.